Molecule: messenger RNA, 957 nt
Organism: Urocitellus parryii (Arctic ground squirrel)
Lineage: Eukaryota; Metazoa; Chordata; Mammalia; Rodentia; Sciuridae
Gene: Tfec
Product: transcription factor EC
Biological process (GO): regulation of transcription by RNA polymerase II
Cellular component (GO): nucleus
Molecular function (GO): RNA polymerase II cis-regulatory region sequence-specific DNA binding; DNA-binding transcription factor activity, RNA polymerase II-specific; protein dimerization activity
Source: RefSeq, a predicted model, not a curated record
AUGACCCUUGACCACCAAAUCGUCCACCAAACUCUCAAACAGUCACACCCUCCAGGGCCAAGCUGUGUGCUUCUGCCACAACAUGGACUUAGGAGUCCGGACAGUGAUGCUGGCCUCCCAGGAAACCCACUCACCAAGUCACUAGCUCUUGGGAAAGAAGAUGGCAGUGAGGAAUGGCAUUUAUCUGGAAAUAUUUUGGAUGUCUAUAGUGGCGAGCCCGGGAUUUCACCAGUUAAUAUGGGGCUUACAAGUGCUUCCUGUCCAAGUGGUUUACCAAUGAAAAGAGAAAUUACAGAAACUGACACUAGAGCUUUGGCAAAGGAAAGACAAAAAAAGGACAAUCACAACCUGAUUGAAAGAAGAAGAAGGUAUAAUAUUAAUUACCGAAUCAAGGAGCUUGGCACACUUAUUCCAAAGUCUAAUGACCCUGAUAUGCGCUGGAACAAAGGAACCAUCCUAAAAGCAUCAGUGGAGUACAUCAAGUGGCUACAAAAAGAACAACAAAGAGCCCGGGAGUUAGAACACAGACAGAAGAAAUURGAGCAGGCUAACAGGCGACUUCUACUCCGAAUUCAGGAACUAGAAAUACAAGCUCGAGCUCAUGGUCUGCCAACCCUGACUUCACUUGGCACUGUUGAUUUAGGUGCCCACGUCACCAAACAGCAGACCCAUCCUGAGCAGAAUUCAGUAGACUAUUCCCAACAACUAACUCUGUCUCAGGGGCCAAGCCCUGAGCUCUGCGAUCAAGCUCUGGCCUUCUCUGAUCCUUUGUCACACUUCACAGAUUUAUCAUUUAGUGCCGCUUUGAAAGAGGAACAAAGAUUGGAUGACAUGCUACUGGACAACACAAUAUCCCCGUUUGGAACAGACCCUCUGCUAUCUGCUGCUUCCCCUGCAGUUUCCAAAGCAAGCAGUAGGAGAAGUAGCUUUAGCUCAGAGGAUGGUGAUGAGUUUUAA